CUUGUGAGGCAGAGUGGGUUCUGAGCACUUGCAAUCUUUAGGACGCGCAGAAGUGGCUCCGCGGCCUCGCUCAUCUUGCGCAGCCGACUGUCUAGUGCUGUGAACCUCAGCCUAGUGUUUUGGAAGAGAGCUAGACGAGGGGGUGUUCAGAAGAGAAGUUGACACGGAAAACGGCGCAAGGCGCUUAUUCACAGCCACUCCCGGUCAGGUGAAGACCAGUGGUUGAUCUCGAUCUAUCUCGAUAUCAGUAAACUACACCACGUUCUGUGAACAAAGUAGAACAAAGAUGUCUCUCUCCAGCACUUCGAGCGGUGACACGUCGUAUCUCACAUAUGCGGAUGGCGAUGUCGUCCUGCGUUCUACCGAUGGCAUCGACUUCCGCGUGCACAAAUGCGUCCUCUCCAUAGCUUCUCCCUUUUUCUCCGAUAUGUUCAAUCGGCUGCAAACCGACAGCGGAGCGCGAACGAUCGAAAUUGGGGAGGAUGCAGCGAUUCUCGACACAAUUCUUCGUUUCACGUAUUCAACGCACACCAUUCGUCGUAUCGAAGAGUUGGACGAGGGGAUCUCUCUGAUACUCGCCUCAAGGAAACUUCAAUGCGGAAGGGCUACGCAUUUGUUGUCUAAGGACCUAGAGAAGAUCAUCGCUGGCUCGCCCCAACCCCUUAGAUGCAUGGGCGCUUGCAACAUGGCUCGAUAUACCCGACGCCAUUGGGCCCGCGAAAGCACGCUUUAUGCAGUACAGCAGGAAACGCCAUGGCCUCCCUGAUUCUUUGAACCAUGUCAAUGUGAUGGAGUAUGCCAAGCUCCGGGAGGAAAAAGAUGAAAGGGAUGCGAUGAUGGGACAAAGUUAACCUGACGAAUUUUAUCACAAAACAUGCGACUCUCGUUCUUGGAUAUUAAUAUUGGUCCCCUCCGUUUGUGCAUUGUAUACGUGUACGUGUUACUAGCUCCCACCUAUGAGAAGCCGUCCAUGGAUGAACCUCCCUGGAAAAUGAUGUAGCAGACAAUCCUCACGCCCAGAAAAUUGCUCUACGGAGGGGAGGGGGGGGAGGUUAACUUCCACGGUGCAGUUGGGGUCGCCGCCCUAGCGACAGAGAAUGCAACACCUAUUCUUCUUCCCUUUGAAUAUAAAACACUGCCAGCUGAAGUGAUC
Cantharellus anzutake is the source of this 1153-nucleotide messenger RNA. RefSeq lists its product as uncharacterized. NCBI's taxonomy places the organism in Eukaryota, Fungi, Basidiomycota, Agaricomycetes, Cantharellales, Hydnaceae. Gene Ontology annotation, molecular function: protein binding. The record is from RefSeq and is a predicted model, not a curated record. The transcript has 2 exons. The coding region runs from base 287 to 766 and encodes 159 amino acids.